Molecule: messenger RNA, 846 nt
Organism: Penicillium samsonianum
Lineage: Eukaryota; Fungi; Ascomycota; Eurotiomycetes; Eurotiales; Aspergillaceae
Product: triglyceride lipase
Exons: 9
Coding region: 1-846 (281 amino acids)
Molecular function (GO): triacylglycerol lipase activity
Source: RefSeq, a predicted model, not a curated record
AUGGCCAGACUACCCAGACCAAGUCUCGAACCGCGAUUAGAGGACCACGGCAAAAUAAUUGUCGAUGAAUACUCCAUCAUCCGUGAUAAUUAUGCUGCGCCAAAAUACCCUGUCGUUCUCGCCCAUGGCUUGCUCGGGUUUGAUGAACUGCGCCUUGCUGGCCCAUAUCUACCCGGUGUCCAGUACUGGCGUGGAAUUAAAGAGGCAUUGAUGGCGCGAGGUAUUGACGUUAUCACGGCGACAGUGCCCCCGUCGGGCUCUAUUGAGGCGCGGGCUGAACAAUUGGCCCGAAAUAUCGAGGCCGAGGCUCAAGGGAAAGAUGUUAAUAUCAUUGCGCAUAGCAUGCUUUUCAUUCGCCUUCCUGCUAACUGUCUAGCAGGCUCAUCUGUGGCGGACUACGUACUUGAUCAAAUUGGAGCCGAUCGACUACCUCAGAUCUAUUAUGCCCUUAAUCGACUCAGUGUCGAGACAGGUGCAUUCUCUCAACUAACACGAAAAUACAUGACCGAGACCUUCAACCCCAAUACCCCAGAUAUGGAUGAUGUCAGAUAUUUCUCCUACGGAGCAGCAGUGGAGCCAAGUAUAUGGUCUGCCUUUCGGCUCUCGCACCGAGUACUUGCCGAGAUCGAAGGACCCAAUGACGGCCUAGUCAGUGUGUCUAGUAGCCGGUGGGGAGGCGAUGCAGGAUACAAAGGAACCCUUAUGGGCGUGAGUCACCUGGACCUGAUCAACUGGACCAACCGGCUUAAGUGGCUAGUCGGGGAAGUAACAGGCAACAAACGAAAGUUUAACGCCAUUGCAUUUUACUUGGACAUCGCAGACAUGCUAGCAAAAGAGGGACUUUAA